Molecule: messenger RNA, 838 nt
Organism: Danio rerio (zebrafish)
Lineage: Eukaryota; Metazoa; Chordata; Actinopteri; Cypriniformes; Danionidae
Source: RefSeq, a predicted model, not a curated record
CCCCACUUUUCACAAAAACAAACAUGUGUUUCAUCAAAUCAUGUGAAAGUGGGUGUUUCUCCAUGUCAAUAACAGACGAGAGUUUCCUGCUGGAAAUGAGAUACGAGGCAAAGCUUGCAUUCUCUUUGUCUCCAUCCACAGGAUAAGGAGUGUGUGGAUUUCUCACAUAGUUCUAGAACAAAAUGUUUGCAGCAAGUUCAUUUCACACAGAUGCAUGGUAUGAGUAGGAAACGUCCACAUUACAGGACACCAGAUGGCUUGUGUUCAAGUUUAUUUGUGCUCCAACCCUGAAGACUCUGUGGUCGAGAGGACGUUAAUAAGGCAGAAAGUCUUUCCCAGACUGAGGGAAUACUGCAGAUCUACAUACGGACUCGACUUCAGAGUUAUUGACCCGUAUGAAGCCACAAAGCCCAAAAACUGGCCUACGCAGCAGGAGCGACUGCGUAUACUGGAGGACUGCUGGAACAAUUCUCUACACUCUUUCUUUGUGGGGUUGGUAGGUGAACAAUAUGGAGAUGCUUGUUUACCUGAGCAGGUCGAGGCCUCAGAGUUUCAGCUUAUUCUCCAGGUAUGCCAGCGCAUGGGCUUUAAGACUGACGUUCUGGAGAAAUGCUACCGGAGAGAUGAAAAUACCAUUCCUCCCUCAUUCUGUAUGCUUGAGCCUUCAAGACGAUGUAAACAAACCAGUGUCCAGCAAGAGAAUCCAACUGAGGAGAAAAACUGGUGCAAGGUUUUUCCAGAGGUGAGGAGGAUCCUCCAUGAUGUUGUGAACCAGUGUAUACAAGAGGGGACUUUGGCACUUGAGAAAGCACAAAAAUAUUUCCAAUCAUGGAAGUAA